CAACCUGGUGGUGAAGGCGGACGUGAUCGACUUCGAAUCGGAAGAUGAAUACGAGGUCACAUUGCAGACAGUGGACAACGGAAAUCCACCGAUGGUGUUUGAAGACACGUUUGUAAUUGACGUCGUUGACUGUCCUGAGCCUCCAACUGACAUCGUCUGGGCAGCAGGUGGUACUCUGCCUGAACAAACGUCAGACACGACGCCCGGUAACACCAUCAUAGGCUAUAAUAUCGGUGAAGUCAACGUCAUCGACCAAGACAAUAACCAGAACCCACAGUGUAAACUACUGGACGACGCUAACUGUCUGUUUAACGUUUCUGCGGACAACACGCUCGUGAUCAUCGCCGGCCCUCGUGCCACAACCAUCGACUACGAGAGUCUGAGCGACCACAAAGUCUGUUUCAAGAUCCGUUGUACUGACUCGACCGGUCUCUAUCUGGACAAACAAUUAUGUGUAGACAUCACUGAUGUCAACGAGCCACCGACUAACAUCACUCUCAACGGCAACCGCAUCCAGGAAAAUCGUGCCGAUGUCAAGAUCGGAGACAUUAGCGUCACCGGCGAUCCCGAUAUCGGACAAGACCACAACUGCACUGUCAUUCCCGACCUUCCGGAUGAAGCAGGACACCAGGAAGACGCCUUCAAAGAUGUUUAUAUCAAACAGGUUCCUCAAGGGGGGAGCUUCCGAAACGUUCUGACGACUAAACGUGGACUCGAUUAUGAGGCCAUCAGUACACACUUGUUGGACGUCAAUCUUCGAUGCUGCGACAUACCAACCGACGGUCAGAUGUCACUUUGCGUCGAGAUGUAUGACUUCAUUGUCUGGAUUGAGGACGACAAUGAAGUUCCGGGGUCGCUGUGUGAGAAUCUCGUGUGGCACGUGUUCGAGCAUCAGCCGAACGGAACAAACAUUACGGACAUGUUGCGAUCGAUCGAUCCAGACAAUGAAAUCCCACUGGAAGAUAUCCAGAAUUUCACCCAAUCCGGACGGCCACCACCCGAAAAGCAGCACUUGACCUACAAACUGGUGAACGAACGAUCCGUUCCAUUCGUCUACAAUGAACAGCUGCAGCAGAUUAUGGUGUUUGGGUAUCUUGACCAUGAAACUCAUCCAAAUUACUCUCUUGUCAUCAACGUGAUGGACGAUGGCAAGCUAGAGGAUCCCACUCAAAGGCAGUCGGACGGCAUACCCACGAUCAUCGACGGAGUGAGACUGAACGCAACAUAUACAUGCACUGUGAUGGUUGACGAAGGAACCUGUGUCCACAGGAAAUACGACAUAAUGCUCUCUCCUGUGAGGAAGUGCAAGAGUAGCCCCGAUCUCGGCGCUGUGAAUGAGAACGCUGCACCAGGUACAGUAGUCGGCACGCUAACCACGAACGAUUGCGGUAACAACGAUGUCCAUACGUACAGAGUUGAGAAUACUAACGAGGCCGAUAUUCCAUUCCAAUUGAGUGGCUCUAACAAGGACAGACUCGAGGUAAAGGGCGGCGUACCACUAGACCACGAACUGAAGAAUCAAGUAUCCAUGAUAAUCAGCAAUGUAAAUGAAAAACCGACUGACGUCUGUUUGGUCGACAUCCAGACGCUCGAGGCUCUGCCAUCAUUCUCAGUAGACGAAAAUGAAGACAACGCCGUUGUUGGACAGAUCAUCGUUCAAGAUCCAGACAGACCGAGUCGUCAUUGUCCGGGACCAAAUAACUCGCCACCGGCCGCUAUCGACCCCUCGCUGUCGUUCGCGUACUACUGCAACGUCGUCUCACAAUCUCUCAGCACCUUGUGGGAAGAAGAUGCAUUCUGGAUUGACAGCAAUUUAGUUUUGAAGACAAAACGAGGUCUCAACUACGAGAAUCCGUCUCGUCGUCGAGCAACCAUUCCUGUCCAUUGCAUUGAUGCAUCACACCCACUAAAGAGUCCGAUCGCCAAAGACUUCACUGUGACGGUAGCAGACGUGAAUGAGGCUCCGAAAGACUUUGUCGUUGACAAAAACUUCACUGAAUAUCACGCAGUCAACGGCAGUUGGUGGUUCAGAUUAAAAGAGAACACACAAAGUGUGAUUGCCAACAUCCGUUACACAGACGAGGAUGCCGGACAAGACCACACAUACUCGACCUCUUUGCAAUUCGACGCGCAAUUCUUUACGCUCACCCACAAAGGUCUCGGCUUGUUUGAACUCGCGACGAGUGGUCUCAGCGCCGAAGUGCACGACAACAAAUGCUUCGAUGUUAUCGUGACGGAUAAUGGCCAACCACCCAAGUCUGGCUUCAAGACCAUCUGCUUCGACGUUCUAGACAUACCCGAACCUGCAACCGCUCUGCGACUCGUUUGUGCUGAUGGUAACAUUUAUGGUCGUCCGGACGGUUCUACUGUCGACGAAAAAGCCUUCACCAGCUUUAACUUCAAACCGACGGCGACGUUCGGCACUGCCUAUCUCCGCACCGACUGUCACCAGAUUCGCCAGGUUGACUUCAAGACUGGACAGAAAGUCGGAACUGUGGUUGCACUUGACGACGACAGCAAUGGCCAAUUUGUGUUUACUCUGACAACUUAUGUUGACGUGUUUAGCAUCAGCCCUGUCAACAAUGAUGGUAAUCCGACGUCAGGAGGGGCUCCGGGGUUUAGUCUGACCGUCAAGUCGUCGACGGCGGUGUCUGCACCCAAACCGGCUCAAACGUAUGUGCUGAGGGUUGAUGCUAAGGGAGCAGACGGGCUCGAUACGACUCUUGAGCUUACAAUUAGGACGUACAACGAGUGUGACAGUUGGGUUGUGAAUUCGGGAUGCGGUAAAAUGGCUCGCUGUGUGCCCACGUUGAACUCUUACUCAUGCCAAUGCAAGGCGGGAUUGGUCGGCAAUCCGACAUCAAAUGAUGCGACAACAGAGUGUCAACCGUGUCCAGUCGGUCAAGAAUCGGACGGCAAACUGCCACCGGCCUGUGACAACUGCGAACAACAUAUCUCCUCAUGUGAAGACCCGGCGGUUUGCAAACCCAACGAGAAAUGCAUCUACGCCGAGGGCGUCAAGUGCGUGAAGGAGAAGAACGUGGCUCAGACGAUUGCCAUCAUUGCAGCAGAUUCGGUGCGAGGACUUGGUAUCUACGGUGCUCAGACGCACAUCGAGGUGUGUAUUGGCUAUAAAGGCAAAUGCCCGUUGUCUCUUGAAGACACUGUCAAGUAUGUCAAUGGAGAUGGUCGGCGGCGGCGGCAAGCUGUCGGUAACCAAUAUAUGGCCAGAAUUGUUGAGGUGAACACGUGGCCGAGUAACGACAAAAAGAGUUUGAUUGAACUCGUUCUCUUUGACCGUAACAAUGGCAACCAACCAGUGUCUCCGUUUGGACCGAAUGGCACGUGUGAGUUGUUGAAGAAGACUGACCUCAAGUGUGUUACCUGUGAUGAUUGUCUCGAUGUCAAUCAACUGCAUAAGUACUGCAAUCCAGAUCCUGUUACCUCAGCAUCCGACAGUUCAGUGAUAGUUCCUAGUGGCAAAACUCCAAUUCUUAUCUGUAAUAAGCCCGUCAGUCCAACUACCACUGUUGCAACUACCACCGUUGACCCCACACCAGGAAGUCACUCAUUCUUCAAGACAUUGAAUGGAAGGAUCACGAUUGUUGUCAUUGGUGUGGCUAUUAUUAUCGUUGCUGCCGUCAUCGUAUUCCUAAUUGUGAGAAACCGGAAAGAAGCAAACGCCUACUAGGAAGAGUUUGACGAAUAUGAUGACGGAUCGGUCAUGCCUGAUGAGAACAUUGAUCGUGACCUUCCGUCCAUGUCUGGCAGCAUGCGUCAGCGUGCUCGUUCACGAAGCGGUCUUGUCAAUCCUCUCUAUGACGCCAUGAUGGCAGAUGAGCCAAUAACCGGAACUGUGGACAACGAACUGUACCAUCCAAGUGGAGAUAUCAAGAUCAGGGAACAAACCGAUGAGGGCAUCAUUCCCUACAACAGCGAUAUGAUAGCUGACGACGACGAUGAAGACCCUCUAUAUGAU
Molecule: messenger RNA, 3979 nt
Organism: Corticium candelabrum
Lineage: Eukaryota; Metazoa; Porifera; Homoscleromorpha; Homosclerophorida; Plakinidae
Exons: 13
Coding region: 92-3691 (1199 amino acids)
Biological process (GO): homophilic cell-cell adhesion
Cellular component (GO): plasma membrane
Molecular function (GO): calcium ion binding
Source: RefSeq, a predicted model, not a curated record